Messenger RNA from Rhododendron vialii, 716 nucleotides. Its product is annotated as LOB domain-containing protein 12-like. The record is from RefSeq and is a predicted model, not a curated record. The transcript has 2 exons. Lineage: Eukaryota; Viridiplantae; Streptophyta; Magnoliopsida; Ericales; Ericaceae. Bases 168 to 716 code for a protein of 182 amino acids.
UACCUUAUGCCUACUUUCGUACUAUAAAUAUCCACACUGGAGUCCAUUCUCCACAACUCCAUAGUUGUGUUUUCUUAAUCAUCUUCUCUCUCCUCCCCUCUCUCUCAUCCUUUUUCUUAGCUACCCCCACUUUUAAUUUCUCGGGGACUAAUUCUUCUGACGAGGAAAUGGGUGGAAACAUUUCCCCUUGUGCUUCUUGCAAGUUGCUGCGACGUCGCUGCGCCAAGGACUGCUGCAUCUUUGCUCCUUACUUCCCUCCCGAUGACCCCUACAAGUUUGCCAUUGUCCACAAGGUCUUUGGUGCUAGCAACGUUGCCAAAAUGCUGCAGGAGCUUCCGGCUAAUCAGAGAGCAGAUGCAGUGAGCAGUUUAGUAUACGAAGCGAACGCAAGGAUGAGAGACCCUGUCUAUGGCUGCGUAGGGGCGAUUUCCUACUUGCAAAAGCAGGUGUCCCAGCUUCAAAUGCAGUUGGCAGUGGCUCAAGCAGAGAUCCUCUGCUUCCAGAUGCAAUCACAAGAACCGGCUGUCCCGAUGAUCAGCGAUCAUCAUGAUCAGCGCCUGAUGGACGACCCAGAUGACGACGGCUCGUACUUUCUCUGUCAUAACAAUCUCCUCCAUCAGUACCUCGGUUUUGCCUCUCCUAGUAGCAAUGUAACAAUUCAGGACUACUCUCCUGGGAGAGAGUCUCCAUUUGGACACGACAUGGUUUCUUCUUAG